This is a messenger RNA of Micromonas pusilla CCMP1545, 1520 nucleotides long. RefSeq lists its product as uncharacterized. The transcript is spliced from 2 exons. Gene Ontology annotation, molecular function: acyl-CoA dehydrogenase activity; flavin adenine dinucleotide binding. Gene Ontology annotation, cellular component: cytoplasm. The record is from RefSeq and is a predicted model, not a curated record. Gene Ontology annotation, biological process: fatty acid beta-oxidation using acyl-CoA dehydrogenase. Lineage: Eukaryota; Viridiplantae; Chlorophyta; Mamiellophyceae; Mamiellales; Mamiellaceae. The coding region runs from base 1 to 1425 and encodes 474 amino acids.
AUGACGUCCUUCGAAACCCCGCCACCCUCCGGCGCGAAAUCAACCGCCGCGAUCACCUCGCACGACGCGUUCGGAAGCAAAGUUCCCCUCGCGGAGCCGUCGUGGUACCAGCACCUGAACACGCCGUUCUACAACGCGUCGCACGUCGCGUGGCGAAACAAGCUCCGCGACUUCUUCGAGGCGGAGGUCGAGCCGAUCGUGGACGACUGGGACAAGCAAGCGGUCACGAACAACCAUGUCAAGUGCGGCGAGUACAUCAAGACGAUGUACUCAAAGUCCGCGAAAUACGGCAUCCUCCCCGCGUGCGUCGGCAAACCCUGGCCGAAAAAGUACACCUCCGCGCCGGAGCCGGAGGGGUACGAUUACUUCCACGAGCUCAUCAACGUGGACGAGGGCACGAGGGCGGGGGGCGGGAUCGCGUGGGCGAUGAUGGGCGGCCUCGGGAUCGGGAUGCCGCCGAUUUUGAACUUUGGAAUCCCGGGCGACCGCGCGCUUCAGGACCGAUGCAUCCGAGAGUGCCUCGCCGGCGAGAAGAUCAUCUGCCUGUGCAUCACCGAACCCGGCGCGGGGUCGGACGUGUCUAACUUACAGUGCACCGCGAAAGACGCGGGUGAUCAUUACGUCGUGGAAGGGAACAAGAAGUGGAUCACGAACGGGAUCUACGCGGACUACUUUACCGUCGCGGUGAGGACCGGCCCUCCCGGGAGCAUGCACAAGGGACUCUCGAUGCUUCUCAUGGAAAAGUCCAUGCCCGGCAUCACCGUGUCCAAGAUGGACUGCAUGGGCGUGUGGCCGUCCGGGACGACGUACAUCGAGUUCGACAACGUGAAAGUCCCGAAGACGAACAUCGUGGGCAAAGUCAACGAGGGGUUCAAGCAGGUGAUGUACAACUUCAAUCACGAGCGGUGGCUCCUCGCGGCGCAGGCGGCGCGGAUGGCGAGGACGUGCGUCGAGGAGGCGCUGUCGUUCGCGAGGACGCGGCGGACGUUCGGGAAGUUUCUCAUCGAGCACCAGGCGAUCCAGCACAAGAUCGGCGAGAUGGCGCGCCAGUGCGAGGGGCUCCAGGCCUGGCUCGAGAACGUCACGUUCCAGAUGAACACGAUGUCCAAGGAGGAGCAAAACAAAAAGCUCGGCGGACACAUCGCGCUGCUCAAGCUGUCGUCGUCGCGCGUCGCGGAGUUUUGCGCGUCCAACGCGAUGCAGGUCCUCGGCGGCGCCGGGUACACGCGGACGGGGAAGGGCGUCAAGGUGGAGCGGAUCUAUCGCGAGGUGAAGGCGUACGCGAUCCCGGGAGGGAGCGAGGAGAUCAUGUUGAACCUCGCCGCCGGGCAGUUUGGGUUCGUGUCGAGGGCGAUGCCGGACCCGCGGGAUAAAAAGAUCAAGGCGUUGAUGGAGGAGCUGAAGCGCAUCAAGUCCAAGAUGUGAUCGACGCGAGCGAGGGGGUUUUGCAGCGAGCACGGCACCAAACGGGGUGUACAUAUUGUUUUGUAAUGAACAACGUCGCGACGCGCGCGUGAACG